Molecule: messenger RNA, 7999 nt
Organism: Trachemys scripta elegans
Lineage: Eukaryota; Metazoa; Chordata; Testudines; Emydidae
Product: zinc finger protein 501-like
Exons: 4
Coding region: 1913-3511 (532 amino acids)
Biological process (GO): regulation of transcription by RNA polymerase II
Molecular function (GO): DNA-binding transcription factor activity, RNA polymerase II-specific; RNA polymerase II cis-regulatory region sequence-specific DNA binding
Source: RefSeq, a predicted model, not a curated record
AAUGCAAGUUCAGUUUUUUACAAAUGACUGAUCUAAAAGCCUGUUUUAGCCUCUGGAAACUGUUUGGUUUUAUAAUGUGAUAGAGAAAUCCUGAGUAUGUAUCUACAGUGACCCAACUGGAUGAGUCUUAACCAUGCGUCAAUGAAAAUACAGUAGGACACGCUGCAUCUUACACGUUAAGGAAAUUUGCCCUCUGAACAAUGUCCUUUCAAGGGCAUACUCAGCUAUUAUGGAAGCUAGUAAAGAGCCCUGUUCUAAGGCUGUAAAAACAGAUAGAACGAAGAGCACUCCAGGAAUUGUUUAAAACAAAUAUCCCCAGGCUCCAUAGCCCAGUUGGAGAAAGCAAACAUUGUUAUGUGGGGAUUGAGAAGCAGAGCUCUGUACAGUAACUUCCUCUGAUUUCCUUCGGGAACAACUGAAAUGACUGUUUCACCAAAAUACAACUGAAUUAGACUAUUAUAGACUAAACAGACCUGAAAUAGACUCUUACACUGAAAAUAAAACUGACCAACUUUGUGGGAGAGACUUCAGGAGAUCAGCAUCAUCAGGUCCCUUCUCUUGGCCAUGGCUUGCCAGAACCUGCUCCCCCCCGACUCAUCCUGUCAACUGGGUGACAAGGAGCUAUUUCCCCACACACGGUGCUUUGAGUGCCCCUCUGGUGCCUGGGCUGCUAGCGCUGCUGCGGGGGCUGGCAGGGGGGUUUCUAAGUGGCACAGGAUCUCAGCCGCUCAGCCAGAGGGGGCAUUUGGAAACCCCAUUAAAGACCCUCUGUGUGCAAAGGGGUGGGAGUGGACAGAACGAUACAGCUCUCCCCUCUGGCUCCCAGCCACGGAGCAGCAGCAGCCGGCACAAGGGGGAAUUUACAUUUCCCAGCUGCUGAUCUCCGGAACAGCCCUAUCAGCCAAAGCAACUUCUAGCUCCGCUCGCAGCUAAGGCUUCCGGAUCCUCCAGUGACAGUGGGGACGGGGAGCAGCAGUUCAUUUCCCCCUCUGCCCUCCCUAAAUGGCGCCCUGCUCCCUCUGCCCUGGAAAGGGACCACCUUUACCUGCAGUAGGAGCCGGGCUAGGAAUUACAGCCGCACACUGCUGCAAAAGCGCUCAUCUGCUGGCUCCAUGAAUGCUGGGUGAACAGCGGGCGUGGGGAGGCUGGCUCCCCCGCCCCUUCCAUGCCCACCAAACUGAUGGGUUGGAAACAGUGAAUGCUUCUGCCCUGGGACAGGCUGAGGGGGCCCUGCAUGCGCAAGGGCUGAUUUGUGGCUGCCACAGCUGAUUAUCCCAGCGGAUGCUGAGCACCCACCAGUUUUUCCCCUAGAUGCUCCAGCCCCGGCACGCCCAUGGAGUCGGCACCUAUGAGCAACACCCCAACGUACCCCUGACACACACCAGCGCUCUGCCCUCCCCUGCUACAGGACGCUCUGGGAACAGAGCACAGGGGCAGGACAACAUGGCGUCUGACAUCUUCUCUUUGCUAAGGAAAAGUCUGGAUUUAGGUUCAGUGUAAUGACCCCCGGCCAUCACUCAAACACUGAGCCUGCUCCAUACAAACCAGCUUGGCCUCGCUCUGUAAUCCUGUGGGCCGUCCCUCCGGGUCUGGCCCUCAGGGAGGCCCUGCGGAGCCCUUAGCACUGCACUCAAUUAGUGGGGAAAUGAGCCAUCUUCAGAGCUCAGUCUGCUGGCUCUGGGCUGGGCAAGAGUGAGUCUAUGAACCCGGUCUUCAGGCAGGGCAGGGCACCAGCGGUCAGGGGCAGACUCUGCACACACUGGAACCCCUGAGGGUCAGCACCUCCCCUCCCACCCGCCAGGGAUCAGCUGUUCCGCAGUGUGCAGGAGGGCGGGACAGCGGUGUGAAGAGACAGGGCAGAGGGCAAGACUUCCAAGGUGAACUUCUGCUGAGUGCAAGAAAAAAGGACAACAUGCAUUGUCUGAAAGGGUGUCCAGUUUCCAAACCUGAUGUGAUCUCCCAGCUGGAACGAGGGGAGGAGCCGUGGGUCCCGGAUCUCCAGGGCUGUGAGGAAGGAGAGAUCCCCAGAGGUGCCUGCGCAGCAGGUGCUGGGAUGGUGAGUGGGGAGAAGAAGCAGAAUCCUCAGCAGGAAGAUUCUGAGCAAGUGGCACCACAUGGGGGAUUAUCGCACGGCUCCAGAGCGAAUGUGGCCCGGCAUCGUGUGCAGGGCAAAGCCUGUGAGAGUCAGCACAGGCCAGAGAGGGAGCAGAGAAACCAGCCAGGGGAGAAAGUGGGUAACUCCAUUAAUUGUCGGGGAACUCACCAGGACCUCCUGGAAACCACAGCCCAGCCGAGAAUACCCACAGGAGAGAGAAAUAACACAUGCACUGAGUGUGGAAAACAUUUCACUAGCCACUCAGGCCUUUUAAAACAUGAGAGAAUCCACACUGGAGAGAGGCCCUAUGGAUGCAGUGUGUGUGGGAAAAGCUUCAGUCAGAGCAUUCACCUUAUUCGACAUCACAGGAUCCACACAGGAGAAAGACCCCAUGAAUGCAGUGAGUGCGGGAAAACCUUCACUCUGAGCUCUACCCUUAUUAAUCAUCAGAGGAUCCACACAGGAGAACGACCGUAUAAAUGUAGUGAGUGUGGGAAAAAGUUCACUCGGAGCUCAGGUCUUGUUAAACAUCAGAGGAUCCACACAGGAGAGAAACCUUAUGAAUGCUGUGAAUGUGGGAAAAGCUUCACCGACAGGUCAGAUCUUAUUAAUCAUCAGAGGAUCCACACAGGAGAGCGACCCUAUAAAUGUAGUGAGUGUGGGAAAAAGUUCACUCGGAGCUCAGGUCUUAUUACACAUCAGAAGAUCCACACAGGAGAGAAGCCCUACAAAUGCUGUGAAUGUGGGAAAAGCUUCAUUCAGAGCUCAACCCUUCAUAAACAUGAGAGGAUCCACACAGGGGAGAGAAGCUACGAAUGCUGUGAGUGUGGGAGAACCUUCAGUCAGAGCUUUCACCUUAUUCGACAUCACAGAUUGCACACAGGAGAGAAACCCUACGAAUGCAGUGAGUGUGGGAAAAGCUUCACUCAGAGCUCAGCCCUUAAUAAACAUCAGAGGAUCCACACAGGGGAGAGACCCUAUGAAUGCUGUGAGUGCAGGGAAAGCUUCUCUGUAAAGUCAGACCUUAUUGAACAUCAGAAUAUCCACAUGGGAAAGAUACCUCAUCAGUGCUCUGAGUGUGGAAAAACUUUCACACAGAGUUCAUCCCUCAAUACACAUCAGAGGAUCCACACGGGAGAGCGCCCCUAUGAGUGCUGUGAGUGUGGGAAACUGUUCAGGCAAAAAUCAACCCUAAUUACACAUCAGGCAAGGCAUACAGGAGAGAGACCCUAUCAAUGCUGUGAUUGCGGGAAAGGCUUCAGUGUGAGUUCAGACCUCAUUGUACAUCAGAGAAUUCACACAGGAGAGAGACCUUAUAGAUGCUCUGAGUGCGGGAAAAGUUUCACCCGGAGCUCACCCCUUAAAAGACAUCAGAGUGUUCACAGGAGAGAGAGACAACAUAGAAACUCUGUGUAGGGCGGAGAAAAGAUUAAAACAAAACAAAACAAAACACAUUUGCUAAUUCCCACAUAGUGACCAUGUGAUUUGUUUGCACCAUUUGUGUCCCUCUGUUCUCUCAACUGCCUUGUGUGUUGCCCAUUUGUGCCUUUUACAGGUCGCCCUUCUCUGGGGUUAGUCCCGUGCUCCUUUCCCCCAACUCCUUUCUCCUGUGAGUCAUGGGAGUGUGUGUCCUUCCAGCAAGGAGUUUCCAUCAGCCCCAGGUGGGGGGAAUUGGGGUGACCACAAGUCGCCUCACUGAGUGAAAAUGGACAUGGGGUUUGUCUUCUGCUCUAGGAUUUCCCUUGGUGUCGGCAUGCUGGAGGUAGCUAUCCUGAUGUAAACACACUGCUAUGUUUGCAGUGCUGACAUAGCCCGGGCACAGGGUUUGGGGUUAGCUGGCAUCUUCCCCUUUGGCCUGUCCUAAUGGACACCCAUUUUCCUGGUCUGGACAAUCCCUGAGCAUCACGUUUAUAUUGUCACCCCAGUAGCAGAGCGAUUGUUAGUCACCAAGUCCCCCCUUUGCCGACAAAAUGUCUCCUUCCCAGUUGUGCUCACGCUGGUCCAGGUGGUGCUGGGCAGCAGGUAUUUUUACUUUUAUCAGUUUCCUUAUUGACAAUAGAUUUCAAUAUAACAAAGAGGAGAAGCAGAAGUGGGACAGAUGGAUCAUUUCAGCCUCUGUGACUCCGGAAGGAAAUGGGGUGAGUUGGAGGGAUUCCCCCCUUCCCCGUCACCAUCACUAUAUCUGCUGACUCAAGCAGCAUUGGCCUGUGUCUGAGGCACAGUGGAGUUUCUCCACCUCUAUUCUACCCCCAGAGCGUCUCUGCAAUUAGUAUCAAUUUGAUCCUAAAUCUGACUCAUUAGAGCUGGCAAUGAAAGUGUCCCAGACCUGGUGGAUCCCAAACACUGUGACAUCAUUCUGAGUUUAAAUCCCAGUUGCUGUCUAUUGACAAAGCCACUUCUGGACUUUUUCCUGCUGGUUUGGGAUUCUUUGCAGAUGAGAUGGUCGGCAGUUUUUCCUUAUUACGAUGAUGCUUUCCCCGCCCCCCCCCCAAUAACAACUCCAUAAUAACAAAGUGCUGUUGCUGAAGCAGAUUCGAAUGGAUCAGAGGAGAAGGCAAUGGGGGAAUCUGCUCUCCGGAUUUCUGAGUCAUCAGAUGUAACCUGAUCUGGAAUUUCAUUUUUCAUGAAAGAGAAAGUGACUUACAUCGCUCCGUGUUGCAGCUUUUUCUCUCUCUCCUGAAGACCAUUUGGUCACAUAAUCGAAUAUCAGUUUUGUUCUCCAGGAUGUAGCUCGGAUUUAUUGAGGACUUUGGGAGAAAUGACUGUUAGCUAAAAGAGUCCUUCCUUAAUUUAUUUUUGGCUUUCCCCCCACCGCUGCAUGAUGACAUUGCAGAAGCUCUAUUUCAGUUCACGCACCAGGAGAGGCUGCUCCAAGCCAUUGGGCCUGCUGCCAAGGAAACAGGAGCAGGUUUAGGCCUCCGUCCGCUCUGAACAACAGCAACCCCCGAUUGCACAACUAACUGAAGUAACUGGGUGUGUGUGGCCUAUUUGGAAACGCUGUCCCUGUCUGUUGAUGUGGAGAAAACAGAACUACAUUUGUGAACUUGCCCGUGAUAGAUGCUCAAAUGUGGACUGAAAUGAACUCCGUGUUGAUAGUGAGAUAACUGCAGAAUAUCUAUUUUUAAUAAGUUCCCCCUCCUUUGGUGGCUUAUGGGGAUUCUGAAGCAGGAGCGUUUCUAGUCCCUAACUUACACCCUGUGCCACCAGAUUAAAGAAACAAACUGGGCAUGUUUGGAGAAGCCAUUCCUCACUAACUCAGCCCAGCUGUUGGGUGGUUUGGUAAAGGACUCUGUCCGGAGGAAUGGAAACGUACCCUGACCAAGGCCAAGGAUUUGGAAGAACUCGGGCUGAUUAUAGCAGACGCCCAGUAGUUUGUCGCCCCAGAGAAGGAAGCUGCGAUGAACGACGGUCCAGGUAAAAUUGUUUGUUUCUAACACCACUCCCUAGUUCAGUGUCACUGAUUACAGUCCCAACGGAUGCCAGGGCUACAUUGGCAGGUCCUUCACUAUUUGGAUCCAAAGUUCCAUGAUGCAAAGUGAAAAAUAGUUGAUGCCUUUAGGGGGGACUUUCCUUCCCCAGCCUGAUUGAGCACCAAGGACUUCCAUGCUGUUAGGACGACGGUAACGGAGAAGGGACUCAAUGUGUCAGGCUCCAGUUUCAGACAGCUGGAAGUACAAAUGUUGAGUCCUGAUUCUGUGCUUGCUCUUGUCACUUCAUUUUGCUCUUGUGUCUGUUGUAGUUGUACCACUCUGCCUCCACUUCCUGCUACUAUGAACGAUCGGCAGGAGUGAAUAUAGAGCCGAGGUCCUUUUUCUCAUGAUGCAAACCUUCCCGCAGAGCAUGAGCCCCCUUCCACCAACAUUUCUCUCAGAAAGACCAGAGAUCAAUGAACUCACAGGUGUGGAAAGCUCCUAGGCUGGUGUAGCCUACAUUUACGCAGUGCUCGCUUGCUGGAAAUGGGGCUUAAAUGAAACGAACAGUAUGAUAAGAUUGUAUAAUCUUUGACUAUGUUUUUGUUUCCAGCGAAAAUGAAGUUAAACAUGAAGUUCAUUAUUGCUUAAAGCCUAACUUAGGGAUUACCUGAAUUAUAUUGGAACCCUGUGACUUCCAUUGAUUCGCUUUUUGUUAGUACUAUACGAAGUGAUGGCCAGUCCUGACAAGUUUAUUUGAUGUCAUAUAUCCCCUUUGGACUGGGGAGUUCUGACCUAAAACAUCACUCCAAGGCUGAGGUGGGGGAAUGUCUAGGAGAAAUAGUGUAGAGGAGAACACGGACCCAGUUUAGAAGACAGUUAUUUCUAUUUCAAAUGGAAUUUUUUCAGACAAGCUCUAAAGUAAAAUGAAUAAGGCAACAAGUUGUGUAACCUUUCACCCAGUUAGACAGUAUGGGUCACUGAGUUCCUCCCAUCUCUGCAAAGUGAAGAUGUAUAAUGUCUGUCAGGAGAUGUCCACGGUUCUUUUUAUGAAUGGCAGUGGAUGCAUUAGGCAAUAGGUAGUUUGUUCGGGUUUUUUGUUUAUUUUGGCUACCCAUUAUAUUUAUGGCAGCUGAGACCCCUUUUUCUUUUUUAAGGAAGCCCACUGUCACUGUUCAGCCUUUUAACCCCCAGGCCAGGCUAAUGUAACUUCUAAACGGUCCUUGGAUUUCUUUCAUUUUGGAGAUCUUUGGGGUUCGCAACAGCCAAUAUUUUAAGAAUACUGGUGGCUUUAAUGGGACUUUUCCAAACUGACAAUAACCCAACGUCUGCCUCACUUGAAACGGAUCAGGCGACCGUGUCUGUAAACAAGGCGUCCUUCACUCCUCAUGUGCCCAGAGACUUCAGGGGAGUGACUGUAAUGUGGGGUGAGCUGGAAUCCUCAACCAUAAAGACCAAGAUAAAGGCAGAAGCCCUUUUGCACCAGCAACCGGUCAAAUAAAGAUGGACAUUCCAGGACCCUGAGACUGAUCCCCUCUGGGGAAGGAAGUCAUAAUAUCAGCAACAGGCUGUGCCAGCCUUGACCUCUCUCCCCGUACCUGAGAAAGCUGCUUAUGAAUGUGGAGUACUGAGCCUGUGACCCCGUCACCUAGACUGCAGCUUUAGCUCCUACUCCAGGGGAGUCCAAAAGCUGCAGCGUUUCCAUCACUUGUCAAUUUCAGUGUCUUAUUGUUACUUUUUCUAAUUGUUGGUGUUUUGAUUUUUACAAACUGGGUAUCAUCCCAGCCUUUCUAUUGUACUGCAGUGGUACAGUGGGGCUCUGCAAGUACCUGUGUGUAUGAAACCUGUCACAUCCACGCAGGGAAGGAACUAGAAAAAAAUUCCCAAAUCUAAAUAACUCUAAAAUAUUGCCCAUCAAAAUGAUUGAAUGUGCUCCUCAUUCUGUGAAAGUGUUCAAAGAACCUAAGCUGUCAGAUAGAUAUCAUCAAAAUUCUGUGUAGUAAGGUCUGUCUCUAUUAAUUCUGUGUAGUAAGGUCUGUCUCUAUUAAUUCUGUGUAGUAAGGUCUGUCUCUGUUAAGUUUUUUAUCUUUGGAAGCCACCAGGAGAAGGUUAGCCACAUACUGGUGAAAUCGAAGAGGGAAGCUCUGAGGUUGUGGCUUAAAUGUGAACAAUCAAUUGGUGUUAGUAUUGAAAUAUUCGAGCGGCUCAGUGCGGAUCCCACUGCCUGGGUGAAGUUCAGUAGCUGAGAUGAAUAACUAAAUGGACAGCUGCCUCCUUGGUUCCUGUUUCAGGAUUUCAAAGGGUUGAUUUUCUGCUAUAUUAUUCUGAUGAUUUGGCUGAAUGGAUGACUUGAUUACAAAGCAGGAUCCUUGUUGACUGACAGAUUUCCUGAUCUGGCCUGUACUGUGUACCCAAGAGCGAGGUGCUGGUAGUAGUUUAGGGUCUUCAUUUUGUGUGUUUGUUCAUUUUAAUGAAAUAUAUAAAACAAAGAUAG